CACUAUCGAUCGUUGAAGGUCUCGCCGGCGUACGAUUGGCUCUCCUUUUCGCGCGUGUCCACACCCCUUCGUGCUUGUAGGCAUGGCACAAUACAAAGUAGCGCGCGACAGCAAGAGCUCUUGACGAGGACGAAGGGGAAGCGUAGCUUCACUCCGUGGGAUCGUUUGUGCGCAGUGCUGACUGCCGCCUGACUGGCUCCUACGAGUAGCUUUGCACCUGAAUUAUCACGAAUAUGGUGACAGGAGGAAAGGAGCACACAGGCAGCCCGGUCGAGUCCCAUGAGCCAGUAGACGAGCACCAGCAGAGUUCGACGGACGAGGAGUUCAAGGAUGCAAAGAGCGGAGGCACAACAAGCAGCGACGAGGAAUCUUCACCCAAAAGGGUAACACGCGCGCGCGGUAGACAGACAGCAGACACGGAGAAGGACGGCCCCAGGACCCGCGGUGCAAGCAAGGCAAAGACAAGUCCGAAGACUAGCAAGGGAAAGAAGAGCAACGGUAAGAGCUCAGCAAAGAAAGUUCAAAAGGAUGGCGAGUCGGACGACAGCGACUCGGCUGGUGACUACGUUCACGUCCAAGUUGGUGACUGUGUGAUGCUGGAUUCGGGAGACCCGGACGAUCCGUACGUCGCGCUAGUAAGCUCAGUGCAGACUUCGCAGCGGCAUGACCGAGCUGUGUCCACUUUCAUGGCGCAGUGGUACUAUAAACCUUACGACGUCAAAGAAGAGGUUAAGGCCUUGAUCAAGGGUGGCGUCCUGGAGAACGAGGUGUUUUUAUCACCCCAUAAGGACAGGAAUUCGAUCGAUGCUGUGAUCGAAGUGUGUCAGGUUGUGUCUCCUGAGGAAUAUAAUGACAUUCAGGACGAGAUAAAGCGUGGGUACCGCGAGAAAGGCAAGAUGUUUUUCGUGUGUCGCUACAAGUACUAUCCGAACCGUAGCAACAUCAAAAAGGCGCUGGAAGUUGUUGAGAACGAAGCGAUCCGAAGCGGACUGGGCCGUCCCAAACCCAAUGUCGGCAUCAGCUACCAGGCAACCAUACCGGACUUCAUCGAGCCAGUAAGUAGGGUGGAUGAUUCUCUUGUUCCUUGGAAGACAUGCGAGGAUCCUGCAGUACGACCGCGACAAAUGUGGUCUCCACUAGUUGCGACGAAACAAAGCCAGACGUUUCUGCAAUUUCGAGAUCUGGUGGACACACUUAAGUUCGCAGUGGGGAACAUUGUCAAGACAUAUCGACCGGGUGCGAAACCCGUGGGCCACCAACGUGGCAUCAUCCUGCAGUACGAACUGUCGGAUGCGAUUCAGAUUUGUGUAUCCACUGGACAGGUGCUCACAGUGUUGAAGAGCGAGCUGUGUUCGCCACUCUCAGAAGACUUAGCCAUGCAGCAAUUAUACCUUUCAAGAUUUAACUUAUCGCAAGCUGCAUACGGGUGCUCCAAGACGAUUCUGGAUGCACAGCGUACGGAGAGAAAGGCUUUCCGCAAGGAGGUGGAGCUAUUUGCAAAGGCAAAAACAGCAGCAACUGUUGACAAGAAUCUUCAGGAAGGGGACACUCGAAAGCGCAAGAAGUAGGAAGUUUAAUGGAAUUACAAAGCUGGCAUUGUGAUCGUCAUACAGCAGCCUUGACUCGGGUUGUGUCUGGGUAGUCCUCUACUCGUUAAAGUUUCGCAGCGGAUUUGGGUGCCUUCUUGUCCUCCUCCUUGAUCGCCUUGAGGUGAUCCAGCAAGUAAGCCAAGUCGAACGCCUUCUCCUUCAGGUAGUGGUACCUGUCACUAGCACUAAAGUGGCCUGACGACAAGUCCAUCUUCAACAGCACCUCGUUCUGGUCGCUCUUCAUAUCACGCAGCUUUGCGACCCAUUUGGUGGGCUCCCAGUAUGCCACACGUGGGUCAAACAGCCCGCUCGUGACCAGAAUGUUCGGGUACGCUUGCUGCUUGACAUUUUCAUAGGGAGAGUAACUCAGCAUGUACUCGAAGUAGGCUUUCUCGUUCGGGUUCCCCCACUCCUCCCACUCUCCAGUCGUCAGCGGAAUCGAGGCGUCGCUCAUGGUGUUCAUCACAUCCACGAACGGCACACCAGCGAUGGCAGCAGUGAAAAGGUCCGGACGCAUGUUUAACACGGCGCCCAUCAGCAAUCCGCCAGCGCUGCGGCCUUCACACGUCAUCUUGCUGGGGCUCGUGUAUCCAGUCUUAACGAGAUGCUCCGCACAGCUGAUGAAGUCCGUGAACGUGUUGAUUUUCUUCUUGUAUUUCGCGUCCUCGUACCACGUUCGGCCCAUUUCACCGCCACCUCGGAUAUGAGCGAUUGCGUAAAUCACACCGCGGUCCAGCAGCGGCAGGAUGGAAGACACGAAGCUCGGAUCGAUCGGGAUUUCGUACGAGCCAUAGCCAUACAGAUGCAGCGGCUGGCGGUCCUGCGAGCGAAGGUCCGAACGGUACACCAGCGAGAUUGGCACCAUGGUUCCGUCGCUAGCCUUUGCUUCCAGCCGCUCGGUCUUGUAAAGGGAGCGGUCAUAGUUCGGUACAGGCUUCUCCUUCAACAGCGUCGACUCACGGGUGUUGACGUCGUAGUCGAACGUUGCCCAUGGGGUAGUCAUCGACGAGUAAAUGAAGCGGUACUUGUCCGUGUCAAAGUCACGGUUGACCGACCCGGACACCGUGUAGCUGGACUCCUUAAAGGUGAUCUGACGGCGAGCGUGCUUGUCUCCCUCGGGGACGAUGAUCCAAAGCUGCGAGUAGCCUCCCUGUCGACCUUCCAUGACCAUAAAGUCCUUAAAGCAGUCAACAUCAUCCACCUUGAUGCUCUCGUCGUACGGGAACACAUCGACCCAGUGCUCUGGCGACGGUGACGUCACCGGCGUCCUCAUCACCUUGAAAUUGGUGGCCUUGUCCUUAUUCGUCACGAUGUAGAAAUAGUCUCCAAAGUGAUCCACCGAGUAGAUCAAUCCCUUCUGGCGCUGAGCAAUCACCUGUGGAGGCUUGGACGGGUUAUCCAAUUCGAUGAAAGACACCUCGCUGGUUUCGCUGCUCGAGGACAGCAAGAACAUGUACUUCCCGCUGCGAGCUUUCUGGAAGUAGGCGCUGUAGAUUUCAUCGUCUUCCGUGUACAGCAGCUCGUCCGCGUCCUUGCUCCCCAUCGUGUGACGCCACAGUUUAUUCUGGCGAUGGGCUUCGUCCUGAGUGGCGUAGUAGAGCACAGAGGCGUCCUGUCCCCAGCGCAGACUCGAGAUGUUUUCGAUCCGGUCCGGUAGUAACUUUCCAGUCUCAAGAUCUUUCACGUAACCCGUGUACGUUUCGUAGCCGCUGAAGUCCACCAUGUACGCCAGAUAGCGGUGGUCGGGACUGGGGGAUACGCUGGCCACUUGGCAAUGGUUAUGACCCUUGGCGAUCUCGUUCUCAUCCAAUAGUAACUCUUCCGGCGCGUUCUUGGUCUUGGCCUUGCGGCAGUGGUAUGCGUAGCUGCUGCCCUUCACCGUUCGGUUGUAGUACAAGUAGGAGCCGUGCGGAUAUGGGUAAUCUUCGUCGGUCUCCUGGACGUGCGACAGCAGCUCGUCGUAGAUGUUGGCGCGCACGUUAGCGAGAUGCUUCGUCUUGACGUCCGUGUACUCAUUCUCCUUGCGAAGAUGUUCCAGCACCUCCUCGUUCUUGCGCGAGUCAUCACGGACGUAGAAAUAUGGGUCCUCAAGGUACAAGAUGGGCUUCAUUGGGCUCGAGCCACGGUUCUGCCCCGCGACAGCGCCAAAUGGGACCAUCUUGGGUCGCUUUUCAAGGACGGGAGGGCGCACACGCCGUGACAACGUCGAAUACGCCGACCGGCGAAGGCGCACCACGUAUAGAGCCGCGGCCGCGCCGAUGCCGACGGUAAGAUUCAGUGCGCUCUGUCGGCUCAUACUGAUCGAAGGAUGAGGGAGUUUGUGAUGAUCCGCAAAAGGAUAUUCCCACCACGCUAAAAUACUUCCGGGUAGCCAUGUUUGCACAUCGAGAUGUACGUACGUCUGUUACAGUUAUGAUUUAGCUGGCUACCGGGAAGUAAUUUAAAGAUGACGGAAGUGAGCGGGUGCGAGGAGCAGUCAGUACAUGUAGCCGUAGCAAGAUCGAGCGGCCCUACUUCGUAAGCACCCCACUCGGUAUUUGCGUAGGCGCCAGCGACGGUCUCACCGGCAAACGGAUCCUCUCCAGUCUCCAGUGCAUGCUCUUUUCAAUUGAACAGCGCAAUUUUACUAUCUCGUGAUGUAAACAGUUUAAACUUUUUUUUUAUACUCUGGAGUAAUAAGAAAGUUAUCUAAAAAGGAUGUCGGAG
This is a messenger RNA of Phytophthora nicotianae INRA-310, 4295 nucleotides long. RefSeq lists its product as hypothetical. The transcript is spliced from 2 exons. The record is from RefSeq and is a predicted model, not a curated record. Bases 234 to 1568 code for a protein of 444 amino acids. Gene Ontology annotation, molecular function: chromatin binding. Lineage: Eukaryota; Oomycota; Peronosporomycetes; Peronosporales; Peronosporaceae.